AAACAAAAGCUGUCAAAUGAAAUAACUUAUUUCCCCACAUCGUCCCUCGCGUGCUGACAUUCAAUACUAGCUACAAACUUGUGUUGAUACAUGUGUGUAUGAUUUCUGUUUUGUAAACACUUAUGUUGCUGCACCAUUUAUCAAUGAUCUCCUUAAUAAUGCUCCUCGAAUUAGACGUAAAAUAUAAACAUCAUUGCCCAGUUUCUGAACUUAAACUGAAAUCUUAUUUAUAUGAAAGACAAUAGUUAAUAAAAUAUGGGAGAAUCCGGUCUGGAAGCUAGUUAUAGCAGAAAUAGUACCAAAUAUUUUGAAAGUUCCGAUCGUUCUAAUACAGAAAACAGCUCGUCUAUUAAUCGAAUUAAACGGUUAGUUUAUUCAUUAAAUCAUAACGAUAAUCAAGAUGGUCUGGUAACAUAUUCUCGUGCUUUUCAAGUUUACAGCUCGGAUUUUCGGAAUUUAGAAUGUCUUGAAAGGUUUGUGGAUGGCCUAAUUACCAAAGCCAGGCAAAGUCUUUCCCGAAAUAUAUUUAAUCUAAAUUAUUUUCUUUGUGUUUUUUGUGGUGAUAUUUUAAGCGAUCCUGUUACAUUAAAAUGCGGUCAUUCUUUUUCAAAAAAAUGUGUUUUGUCUGAAGCAUAUUCGGGUUCUUUUGAUUGCUUAAAAUGCCGUAAAACCUACAGUCAUUCAUAUUUAUCUGAACUGCAAACCAAUGUUGUGAUGUCAACUAUCAUUGAAAAGUUUUGGGCAUAUUCUGAGGAAUCUUCUGUUAAAAGUGAAAAUGAAGACAAUAGACCUGAUCAGUCUACUACAGAUGAGAACAAUGCAAAUAAUGAGGAAUCAUUCCAGAACUUUGAUGCUUGUUGCAGCUUUAUUGAAAGUCCUUCCUUAAAGGAGUGCUUAAGGGAAGGAAACUUACUAGUCAACUCAGAAAAAUAUCUUGAAGCUAUACAGUUACUUUUAAUCUGCUCUGUUUUUCAUCCCAGUGAUAAUAAAGCUAAAGACAAAGCUAUUGAGCUUUUCUAUAAACAUUUGCUGAAAGAUCCAAAAUAUAUGAAGAAAUGUGAUUGCAGUUCAGUGACAAAGGAUUUAGAAAAUAUUUUUGACCCUUUAAAGGUUAUAAGCUGUGAACAUCUGAAUAAACCAAAAGAAAACCAAGAUCUAGUCCUUCUUAUGAGAAAGUUGUGUGAAGAUAUUACAAAGCUUAGUGGAGAAAAGUUUGUGAUUAAUAGAAUUGGAGCAUCUCUUAUUGACAAGCAGGAUUUUGAAUGUCCAUUGUGCAUGAGGUUUUUGUGGGAACCAAUUACUACUCCUUGUGGCCACACAUUUUGCAGAGUUUGCUUAUAUCGCUGUUUUGAUCAUCAACCAACUUGUCCCCUCUGUAAAACUUCUCUCACCACUUGCUUAGCUGAACGUGUUCAAAGCACGAACGAAAUGAUUGAAUUAGUUAUGGCAAAUGUAUUCUCUACUGAAUAUUUUCAAAGGAAAGCAUUAUUUAUUGAAGAAAUGGAAGAACUUGCUAAUGCUGGAAAGGAUCCAAAUCACGAAAUUCCUCUUUUCGUGUGUACCACAUCUUUUCCAACUGUACCUUGUCCUCUUCAUAUUUUUGAACCACGUUACAGACUUAUGAUUAGGCAAUGCAUGGAAUCUGGCAAUCGCAAAUUUGGAAUGUGUGCUUAUAUUGAUAACAACAUUGCUGAGUAUGGAACAAUUUUGGAAAUUAAGGAUGUUCGAUAUUUUCCUGAUGGAAGAUCUGUUGUUGAUACUGUUGGAAGUAAAAGAUUUCGCAUAUUAAGUAAAGGGGAACGUGAUGGUUACAACACUGGUUCGGUUGAAUAUAUAAAAGAUGAUGUUUUAUCAGGAUUUUUUAUUCAGGAUCUAAAGCAAUUGCAUGAUCAUUUAUACAAAAUAUCUCAAGGUUGGUUUAUGCGUUUACCUCAAGAUACAAAGCAUCAAAUUUUGCAACAUUUUGGUCCGAUGCCAAGAAUGGAAUCAAAUUAUCUGACCAAUCCAGAUGGCCCUUCAUGGUUUUGGUGGAUGCUAGCUAUUUUGCCUAUUGAACCCAAAUCCCAAGUCUUAAUUCUUUCUAUGACAUGUUUAGCUCGUAGACUAAAAACUCUUGAGAAAAUUCUUUUACAUUUAGACUCAUCUAUUGUUUCAUAACACUGAUAUACUUUCCCUUAUUAUUGAAGUUUGUAAUUAUUAUAAUCAUUUGUUUUUAUUUUAUUAUAACUUUUGACAUUAUUGAUGAAAUAAUUACUUACUUGAAAGCUGUUUGUAGUUAUCUAAUUAAAAAUUAUUAAUUGUAAAUUAUUUAUUUAUACUUCUAUUUAAAACAUAAAUAUUAGGAAAGCAUUUUCUUAAUUUUUUAAUUUGUGUUUUUCACUUCCUUGAGUUAAUUUCUUUAUACAAUAAAUUAAUGAGAAACUAUUCUAUUCAAUGCUAUAAUAUUUUUAUUGAAAAUUAUUUUUAUGUUAUGAAGGGUGUCAUCACUUAGCUUCAUUUCGUUCAAAUAGUUUUAUUUUAGAUUUAUUCUAAAAAUUGUUGUGCAUCUAAAUUUUAUAAUAUAUUUUUCAAUGUGAAUUAUUACCUCUUAUAUCAGAAAGUCCUUACAUUAUAUUUUAGUGCAGGUUUUGUUACAGUUUAAUAAAACUUUGUUUUUGCUGGUAUCUUUUAUUUUUGAUAGUUUGGAAAGUAAAGGGCACUUUAAACUGAAUUUUUAGCAAAUUAGAUGGAGCUUAGUGUGUUUAAAUGUAGUUUGUAAUUCUACUUAAUUUACCAAUGAAUUAAUAAUUGCUUUGCAUUUGACUACAUACUCUUGUCUCCAACACCCUCAUUAAAUACUUUAAUAAAAUAAAAAAUUCUACUUUAAUAAAAUAAAAAAUUCUAACUCAAUAUCUUACCUGGACAUUCCUAUUGUCAUUGUAAAAUAAUAUGUUCAUUUUGUAUUUAAUAACCUGUACAUACAGUUGUAUAUAAUUUGAUCCCACCUAAUACAUGGAUUCAUGUGAGUUAGAAAAAUAAUUUUAUUGUUUACUUUGAAAAGAGUGCAAUAACAGUGCCAUUUGUUUUGUUUUGGGAUCCAGGGUUUCUUUUAUUUGUUAUGGUUUAAAACAGCUUUAGCUAAUUUGUAUACUAGCAUAAGUUUAAAAUAUUUUUUUUAUUGUUGUUCUGAAACAUAUAUAUAUUUGUGUAAAGUAGAUCUUAGUAUAAAUUUAUUUGAAAACUGUGUUGUCACUGUUAUAGAAUACUAUUAUUAUAGUGUAUUUUUUAUUUUAAAGUGUUAAAUCUAACUAAAAAGUAAUAUUCUGCAUCAUUUUCUGCAAAUUUAGUUUUCUUUUUUUUAUUAUGUGACACUGAUGUUUGUUUCAGUAAAGUGCUCUUUUUCUAAAAUCAAUUUUUAAAGUUUAAGUUGUUUGAGCUCACAAUGAUAUAUUAUUACAUAACUGAAAACUACAAAAAUUACAUAAACAUACUCAUAGUAAUCAAAAUUAAGAUAUCACUUAGUGAUAAAAAAAUAAUAAAAUAUAUUUUUCUUCGUUAAAUAUGUAUUUAGAAAAAUAUUCGCGAUUAAUUUUUUUUUCUUUUAAGGUAAUGUUCAAGCAUCCUUUACAUGAGAUAAUGGACAUAAAUAGUUCACUGGAAAAAAAUUUGUAGUGACUAGUAUUUAUAUUAUUAAUGUCAGAAUUUUUGCACACAUUAAUCAUAAUAUAUAGUAAUGUCUUAACACAUACUAAUCAUAUCAGUCUAACUGUGCAAUCUAAGAAUAUUUGUAGAGUGAUAGUGUCACUUAUAGACGUUUAAAAGUUCCCCACUUUAAUGUAAAUUUAUCGUGUCAUAUCAAUUUAUUAAAUGUGCGGUAAAAAAACAAAUAAUAGAGUACUGCAGUUUAUGCUGUACACAUUAGCAUUCAAAACAGAUAAAAUACUAUAGUAAAUAAUACUCCCUGAUAUCUCUGAUGCUUUUUUGUAGCUCUUGUUAAAAUACUACAGAUUUUUAAUGUUAUAAAAUAGUGAUUUGAUUUAUUUCAUCUCUGUCCACUUUAAAAAAAAUGGCAGUAAAUUUCUGUGUUAAGCUUUACAAAUAGACUUAACUCUCCAAGGCUUUGUGUAAAUCUAUACAGCAUUAGUUUCCCCUUUGUGAUAAAUUUUAACUAAAUAUGUCAUAUAGCGUGAUAGAAUUAAAGUGUGUUAAUGUAUUUUUGUCACUGUCAUUAAGUGUUUACUUGUUCUCUGGUGUAUAAUAAUGUCUUGUCUAUUAUAAUACUAUUAUAUUUAAUGAUAUCAACUAUGCAAUAUUACCAACUAGUGCACUUUUAUACAUUUUGUACUCAUGUUGCCCAUUACAUGCUUUGGUAAACUUUUAUGCUUCAUUCAUUUAGUGUAGAAAUGUCAUCUAUGCUUUCUGUUUUCAUAGGUAUUUUAAGCCUAUUCUCAAUUUGUGUCUUCCAUUUAAAUAAAAAAUGUUUAUUCAGAUUCCUUUUGCCUUUUUUAAAAAAUAAGUUUGAAGUUACAAAAAAUUAUUUUGUAAAUUAUGUUUAUUCAUAUUUAUUUUCUAUUAUGUAAAUUUAUAUAUAUUCAUUUAUUAUAUUUGGCUCUAUGUUAAUUCAUAGUACAGUAGAGGACUGGUUAUAUGCUUUUAAAAAGACCAUCAUGAAAAUGAAAUAUUUCCACAACUGAAGGCAGUUGAUGAGCCAAGACUUUAAAUCUUUAUAACUAAGUGCAAUUUAAUCUGAGAAUAAUAUAUUUAGGCACUUUAAUUUUAAAUUUUUUAUAAUAGAAAAAUUUGUUACUGUUAUAAAUUAUAGUUUAAAAACCAAUUUAAUUUUAUUAUGUGUUAUUUUAAAGGUGACUGGUGUUCAAUGCUGAUCUCAUUGCCUUUCUAAUUCUGUUUUUCCAUAACGUUUUUGACCCCCUUUGCCAACAGCUGGCUGUUGCUUGAAUGAAUUACAAUUUGCAUAAUAUUAUCUACAGUGUUUUUCUCCUUUCAUUUCUUGUAAUUGAAUUGUAUUAAAAAAUUUUAAUGUAUUGGAUAUUAAAGACUGACAUAUAGUUUUUUUUUCUUAAUUUAAACAUAAAAAGUUAUUAAGUCAGUAUAAAUUAAUAAACAUGUAUCCUCCAACUAAAUAAUCCCAUUUUAAGCCAAUUUUUUUUUAGAUUUCAAUAAUAAUAAAUUGUACUGUAUAUUAAUUAAGUUAAUCUUCCUGGUUAAUUACAGUGGUUUUUAAGAAAGCAAUUAGAUAGUACAGAAAAAAUAAUGAAUGCAAAAGUAUGUAUGCAAAAAAAUUAAAACGAAAAUAAAAAAAUUUUUACUUUAUAUUUAAAACAUUUGAAAAGUAACAAAUAUAGUAUCUAACAUGCAUUUUACAAUCAUAUUAUUUUAGUGCAGUUUUGGAGUGUUUGCUAUUUGAUAAUCAAAUUUGUAAAGCGUUAAAAGGAAAUUAUCUUCCGUAUAAUGUAAUAGUAUAGGAGUAAUAACAUGUUGCACUACUGUUGAGGUGAAAAAGUGUAUAAACAGUUAUCUACUGUAUAUAUUUUUAUUAUGUUCUAUUUUGUUUGGUUUUUUACAAUCACUGACUUUCACAAUAUGUAUUAUCUUUAAAUUACAGGAAUAUUUUCAAAAUAGAACUAAUUUAUGUAACUAAACGAGUUUAUUAAUAAACAAACUAUCAAAUCAUUACCUGCAGGAAAAACCUAAUUGCAUAUUUUUAACCUACUUAAAAUUUGUCUAAACGUUUCGUAGUCUCUGCUAAGCUAAUGUUUGUGCUAGUUUAAUUCAAAAGCUGCUGAAGAUUUUUUUUUUUUUUGCUUCUUACAUUAAUGUUUAUCUACUUUGUUAAUAACACUUGGUUUUGAGGUCAUACUGAUAUAUUUCAUAACAAUGUCUGAAGAUGUUCAGGCAUCUGGGUAUCUCUAAACUAUCUCAUAAUCUGCAUAUUAAAAUAAUAAUUAAUGGAGUCUUAAUCAAAACUGCAUCUGAAUAAUUAAGUAUCACUAUAUGUAAAGUUAUAAUUUUUUGAAAAAGCAUUAACUAUAACUUAAAGUAUUAUCUAGUAUCUAUCAAUUUAAUGCAAAAAAUGUUGUGAUUGUUGUUAUCAGACUAAAUAUAACACAAUCAAAAUAAACUCAUAAAAUAACAACUUAGCAAUUUUGCAACUGGUAAAUACCAUAAUGCUAGGUAGAAAACGGUAGGAAGUAAAACUGAAUAAAUUUUAGCUUCAUAAUAUGUUUUCAUUGUCUUCACUUGAUAGUUUUCAUAAUUGAAAUCGUCUAGAUAGGGGUUAGUACAGCUUCAUUUUCUUAUUUUUUAAAAUAAAAACCUAGUGGCCUUGAAUUGUAUGCAAGAUUGUACUCAAAAAGUUGGAGGGAGGGAAUAAUUGUCUUGGGAAAUGGGCUUGUGGGCUCAGCUGAAAUUCUUUUCUAGAAGUAAUUCUUAGGCCAACAUGUUUAAUUUUACACCAAUGUACUUAUUGAAGGAAAUCCAUCAUUUACUUUUUUCCACUUCUUAAUUUGGAUUAAAAUGAAGUUAAUAUUUACCUGAAGUAAUGGACUUUCCAUAUAGAAGGGACUACAAUGUUAAUGCAAAACAAUACUAACCUUCCUGCCCAUUAAAUGAAAUUAAUUAAAAAUUCUCGUAUAUCUUUAUCAUGUGAUCUUCCAUUGGGUGAAACGAAACAAAAUCUUGUUCCUGUUAGUGAAAAAAUAAUUGUUCCUUUUCUGUGUCUUGAGUAAACAUUUUCUAAGCUGUUAUGAAUAAAUAUUUUCCUUAUGCUCUUCUAUGAGGUUGUAAAUGUAUUAUCAAACAGUAUGAAUCCUAAUGUAAUGCAAUAAAUGUCUUUACAAACCAAAGUAUUUGGAGUGUGCACAAAAACUAAAUGUAAAUAAUCAUUUAUGCUUGCUAAAAUAGUUUAUAUAAACUUGUCAAUCUUUUGUUUUUAUAUCAUUCGUAGUUGAAUAUUUCAAAAUUACAGUUAAUAUUUUUUUAACACUUUAAACUACUAUAUCCUUUUAAAGUUUAUACUUAACUCUUUUAGCAAGUUAAAAUUUGUUUGGAGAAAACAUUGGAUUAAUGUCGUAUAUGAACCUUUGUGUCAGUUGAAUGUGCUUGUUAUUUAUGUCAUUCUAUUUAUAUUAGUAUUAUUAAUGCAGAUUGUGAACUAUAUCUUGUGUUUUGUUAUGUGUAUUUAUUUUCAAGCUAAACUUAGAUAUUUUUAUUAAUCAGUAAAAAAUACAUUUAUUGAAAGAUGCUUUCUUAGAAACUGUUUCUUCACUUUUUCUUUUCUUAUAAUUUAUUAUUUAAAAGUUUUUAAAGCAUUUUUUUAUAUUGGAGUAAUUCUACGUGAGUUUUUUUUAUAAGUUACAACAAUUUAUAUUAUAUUUCAGUGUUACAUAACUCUUUAUAUGCCAAACGAUUUUAAUGUGAUAGAAAGUGAAUUAGCUUGUAUUAGUAAUAAAAAGCUUUCUUAACAUAUUUAUUAAAUCCAUACAAUCUUAUAUAUAUAUUCAUUUAAGCUUGCUUAUUUAUUAUUGCCAUUUAAUAUAGUUAGUGUUUUAAAAUUACUUUUUUUAUCUAUAAAAACAUCGAUUUUAUAUUUUAUUUAAAACAAAAUAAAUAGUAUGUUUCAAUUUCAGAAAGUGUCUGAAGGCAUCUGUAAAUUUUUUUUACUUGCUUUAUUCGAGAUAUUUUCAUACAUGUAACUGUAUCAAUAAAAAUAUUGCUUGUA
Messenger RNA from Parasteatoda tepidariorum (common house spider), 7717 nucleotides. Its product is annotated as LON peptidase N-terminal domain and RING finger protein 3. Gene Ontology annotation, molecular function: ubiquitin protein ligase activity. NCBI's taxonomy places the organism in Eukaryota, Metazoa, Arthropoda, Arachnida, Araneae, Theridiidae. The record is from RefSeq and is a predicted model, not a curated record.